CAAGGCCCAAAAUGAUAUUUUCACCUUAUAUGAAGAUUUUUCAACUGAAAAAUAUUCAGAAUGUUCAAAAAAAAUUUUUUAAUUGUAUUUGUGUCCAAAAAAAAAUGUCAGUGAUAUCAGCAAUAUGUUUAUUGAAAUUAAAUACCAUCAUUAUAUUUUACGAACAAUGAACGCUCUCUUUGUUUACAAAAUGGAGAAUAAGCAACAAGGAAAUGACAGAAAAAAUUACAUUUAUAUUUAAGCCUAGUCCCUUUGGUUUAAUCGUAAUGUUUUGUUUUUCACAAUGAAAUCGUCAAUAGUGACGACAGAUAGAUUCUUUUUUCCGUGAUAUAGGUGAAUGAAAAAUAAUGUCGAAAUUCGACAAGCAAUUAAAAUCAAGAAAACCAAAUUACCCUUUUACUAUUACUCAAACUUCGUUUACCGGUACUUCACAAAUGGAUGAUAAUUACGAUCAUGACUCAGUGAGCACAUCUAUGAUUAAUAACCAUACAGCCACCUUAUUGAAACUGGACAAAGAACUAAAGGAAUUAAGAAGUGAAAAUAGAUCACUAAAGAUACUAUUAUUAGAUGAAAGAUCUAUGUUGGAACAGAUAUUAAAUGAAAAUAAAAGUGAAAAAUUUGAUGAAAGAAGAAUUAAUUUGUUAAAAUUUCAAAUUAUUCAUCUUGAAAGACAGACAUUACUAUUAACAGAAGCUUUAGGAACAAGAUCUGAAAAUAUUAUGACUGUAGAAAAUACAUUGAGAUGGUUAGCUGAUCAACUGAGGGUGUAUAUUACAGCUGAUGUAAAGGGUAUUAAUGUACCAGUUUCUAGAGCUGAACUCAUGGCAAUGGUAGAAAAAGUGGAGUCUUCUAGAAUUAAAUUAGCUAAAGGAAUAGAGAACAAUAGUAAAGAAAGUCUAGCAAAGUCCACGCUAUAUUAUAAUAGUUUUAUAAAGAAAAAGAAUCAAAAAGAUUUAACAUUAUAUGAUAUAGCAGUAGGUCAGUCAUCUCAUCUUAAUUUAAAAAGUGUUGCUCAAUUGGAAUCCAAACUAAGUGUCUUAUACAAAGAACUGGUCACGUUAAAAGAAUCUCUAGAUUAUAUCACACCUAAACAUAUAGACUCUGGUCACAUGACUGGUGUCUUGAAAGAAAGAUUGAAAGGAAAUUUGACCAAAUCUUGUAUGAUGUGUAAAGAUUGUAGUGAAGAUUUGUUACAUUUAUCAUUGCUAUAUCCCUCUGCACCUUGGUCUGCUUUAAAAAGACCAGUUAUAAAAGAUAUCAGUGUAGAAUAUAUUAUAUCUACUUUACCAACAUUACCAAAAUCAAAAACUACAGAAAUACAUCAACAUAUAGAGAGUUUAGUUAAACUGUAUAAUUAUAGACAAAUUAUGCUGGAACGAGAGGUGAAAGCAUUGAGAGAAGAAGUAAAAUUUCAUCAAACUAUUUAUACUACACAGUUAAACUAUAUAGAGUCUUUAUUUACUGCUGUCAAAGAUGGUUAUAUGAGUUUUGAAAAUUCAGUUCAUAAUAUUGUUGUAGAACCACUGAAAGAAAUAUUAAGGAAUUAUGUUAAUUUAAAGACUACUGGUUCAGAGUCUGGUUUAAGAGAUUUCCUAUCAUCGUUUAAAACAAAUGAACAUAAGUUAGAAACAGUUGUAAAGAAGUUAGAAUUAUUACCAGAAACUUCCUCUAAUAAUAGCCUGGAAGCUCUAUCAUCUUAUGGAGAGGAAUUUUUCUAUUUAAUGGAUACACUGGUGACUGAACAGCAAGAAAAGAGAGACCGAACUCUGACAUCAAAACAAGAGAUAAAAGAAAUGGUGGAUCAACAAGAAGCAGAAACUAGGCAGCUAUUAGAAAAUUCAGAAGAAAAAAAGAUUUUCCUCAAACAAUCAAAAGAAUUGGAAAAUUUUCAGAAAGAGUUAUUGUUAGAGAAAAAUGCAUCUAAACUUGGUAAAAGUAACUCGGAAACUUCAUUAGUAAGCAGUGUUUCAAAUUUAGAUAAUACUUUAGAUACUUCACUAGAAUCUCAUAUGAAUUCAUCACAAGGAUUCCAAACUAACUCCAUAAACCCAGCCACCCAGAAGAACAUAGCUGGAAAAGCAAAACGACAUUCUAUUUCUAAUAUGGACAAACCACCUUCUGGUAGAGAAGGUCAUCGACUUUUAUCUACAGUGCUACCUAAUGUUUCUAAACAAUCGAGAAAUUAUGAAGCUAACUUAGUUGUACCCAAUAGAACUUUGCAACUAAGACGUUCCAACAGUUCACCAAAGAUAAAUGUGGGAAAUAAUGAUACAUCAUCUGGUGCUGAAGAUAGGUCUGCUCUCCCACAAACUAAGAAAUUUACAGCUUCAAGUACAUUGAAAUGCAAAAAUAAAAAAAUUCCCUUCUACUAA
This is a messenger RNA of Lottia gigantea (owl limpet), 2372 nucleotides long. RefSeq lists its product as hypothetical. NCBI's taxonomy places the organism in Eukaryota, Metazoa, Mollusca, Gastropoda, Lottiidae. Bases 348 to 2372 code for a protein of 674 amino acids. The transcript has 13 exons. The record is from RefSeq and is a predicted model, not a curated record.